GCUCGGUGCGUUGCUCUGAAGUAUGUUUGCUCGAAACUGGGAAAGUCGCCCAGUCCUCGCCUGUAGGUUGAACUACACCUGGGGGACAGCCUGGGAUAACCACUCCACAACAAUGCAGCGAAAGAUUUCGCCAGUGAAAACUUCGACAGAGUAAAUGCUGUUCCAGUAUUUUGUUAGAUGUAUCUUUUUAUAAUUCAGUGAGUUCACAGGGAUCUCUUUGUUUCAGCUAGCGACACGUUAGCUGCUUCCGGAAAACAACCUUCACACAGAAAAUCUAAAUGAAGACAUGGAGAUAACAUUGUCGACUCUGGAUCAUCAUCACGUUUGAAUGGAUUGUAUAUCUGGACGGGCAGACUUAUGACUGGACACGGACAGUUUUUAAGGAGAUAAGAGAAGCACAACAUUUCCAGAGAGCUUGGUACAGAUCUUCUUCCGCCAAUGGCUACAACAGAAGCUAAAGUAGCCGGCAGCAGUAGCGCUGCAGGUCUGUCAUGGGCGAGAGUGUGUAAGGAGUGCGGGCAGCAGCACGAGGGCUCGGACUGCCACCUGUAUGAGUAUCAGGACGAGGUGGACGAUGAACUGGUUUGCCACAUCUGCCUGCAGCCCCUCCUCAGACCUAUGGACACCCCUUGUGGUCACACAUACUGCUUUCACUGUCUGAGUAACUUCUUGAAGGAGCAGGACUUCUGCCCCGUGGACCGCCAGCGGCUGCAGUUACAUCAGUGCCGUCCCUCCAGUCUGCUGGUCAGGAACCUGCUGGACAAGCUGACGGUGAUGUGUCCCCACUCUGCAGAGUGUCAGCUGAAGAUGCAGCGCUGCGAGCUGCAGCCGCACCUGCACAACAGAUGUCCUGUUUUUAGAAGACUGAGGGAGGAAGCAGAGAAGAGGAAGAGGCCCUCGUGGAACGAGCUAAAAGGACGUAAGAGUGACGGGGAGUCGUCUGCUGACGCUAAACAUUCAGCAACACUUUCCCAAAACCCCACCAGAGAUCAGCCUGAGCCGGGGCUCAUAAAUCCUGCCUAUGAAGAAAGUGAGGAUGACAACACCCCGCUGCGGUCCAGUCUGGUGGCCGAGGCCAAUGUGGUGGAGCUGUUCAGAGAGGAGCCGGAGGAGGAGCUGGGCCUGCGCAUCGUGGGGGGGAAGGACACGCCGCUGGGGAACAUCGUCAUCCAGGAGAUAGUGCGAGACUCGCUGGCAGCUCGUGACGGCCGACUCGCCCCGGGGGACCACAUCCUAGAGGUGAAUGACGUCAGUCUGGCCUCAGUCCCUCACUCCCGGGCCAUCGCGGUGUUGCGGCAGCCUUCCGUCCUCCGGCUCACUGUGAUGCAGGAGAAAGGUUUCAAAACACGGGAUCCACGGUCGGAUCAUCUCCCUUCCUCUGGCCCCGCCCCCACUGCCUCCCAGCCCUCUCACAGUCCCCAUGGCAACACUAACUCCAAUCACAACCCCGGCUCCGUCCUGCAGGUGACGCUCGUGAAGAGUCAGCGCAGCGAACCGCUCGGCAUCAAACUCAUCCGCAAGUCUGACGAGAGCGGGGUCUUCAUCCUGGACCUGCUGUCCGGGGGUCUCGCAGCCAAAGACGGGAAACUGAGGAACAACGACAAAGUGCUCGCUAUCAACGGACACGACCUGAGGCACGGCACACCUGAGAGCGCUGCCCAGAUCAUACAGGCGAGUGAGGUGCGUGUGAACUUUGUGGUGAUGAGGCCUGCAGAGACUCAGGAGGAGGGGGGGGGCAGCAGAGAGGGGCACAGCCGAGCAGCCAGGAGGGUCCCGGAGCCACAGUACUUCAGACGCCGCUCCACAUACAUAAAGGAUCCUCCAGGAGGGUUUUCCAGCCAGGAGAAGACGGUGAGCAUGAAGAAGGAGCCUCGGCUUUCCCUCGGCAUCACCAUCGCCGGGGGGAGGGACUGUCGGAGCCGUCUACCCGUUUACAUCACCAGCGUGCAGCCGGUCGGCUGUCUUCACCGAGAUGGCACCAUCCAAAGAGGCGACGUUCUGCUGAGCAUUAACGGUGUGGAUCUGACCCAGCUGACCUACAACGAGGCGGUCUCUGUGCUGAAGGCUCAGACUGCUCAGUCCCAGGUGGCCCUGCGCGUCAUCCAGACCCUCUCCGAGAACCCCGACGAGGACAGUGAGGCGAACAAGGACGACAUGGACACUAUGGAAGACCCGCGAGACGACGCCCUCAACUGGACGCCGCUGUGGACUCGCUGGCUGGGAUUACCGAGUCCCAUGCACUGGUGCCGGGACAUCGUCUUGCAGAAGACCAACAACGAGAGCUGGGGCUUCAGUAUCGUCGGGGGUUACGAGGAGAGCCACGGCCAGCAGCCUUUCUUCAUCAAAACCAUCGUGCCUGGGACCCCUGCUCACUUCGACGGACGCCUCAAGUGCGGUGAUGAGAUCGUGGCGGUGAACGGCGCCACCACGGUGGGAAUGAACAACUCCUCUCUCAUCCCCAUGCUGAAGCUGCAGAAGAACAAAGUCACUCUGACGGUGGUGUCCUGGCCCGGCAGCCUGGUGUAGAAACACACACACACACACACACACACACACCUGACCAUUCACUCUUUCCUCUCCGUCAUCUCGUUAUUGUUCCACACACACACACACACGCACAGAUCCUCGCCCUGCUCAGCUGCAUUCUUGACUCACUGUCCCUUCAAUAUGUAACUCAUAGUUAUGUAAUGUGUGUGUGCUUAGGAACCAUUGUGUGUACAAAGGAGAUGACUUUCAGUAGCGAGCAGAGUCCUCUCACACCGAGCAGAUGAUUGCACAAACUAGGUUUAGGGUGAGAAAGUGAUGACAAUCAGUGAAUGAUAUGCUAAGGACAAACUGGAACUUUGAACACCUUGUUGAUCCUUACCUGAAUACUUUAUCCAUUUUGUUCCUUUCUUGUUAAAUAAUGUUAUCAUUACAUGACUUCUUUCAAAUAACAAAUGUCGUUUUUACGAUAUGAGUAGAGAGUUGUGACGACGAAUUAUAGGUAACUACACAAAACAAGAUGUCUGCUGACUGUAAAGACUCAUGCCAAAGACAGAACAAGUAUCCUGUCCUGUAGCUUUUAUAGAUUGUAUCAACCUUACUACAAUGCUCUUUCAAAUCGUGCAACAGAAUGGGGAAACCCUGAUGUAAAUGUAAGUAAAGUCAGUCAAAGUGACGUUUAGGAUUAAAUAAACAGCUGCAACUAGGAAACAGAACUUUGGUUUUAACAGGGAGGGUGUUGAAAAGCCAAAGAAAAGACCUACACUCAAUUUGGUUUGACAGCUUAUACAGAUAUACAGAGGCUCUUUAAUCCAAAUCAGUCAUCAGUCAAAUCCUACACAGUCCUAUAUGUAAACAGAACCCUGAACACACCAUUCAAUCAGAAUGACCUUAUUGGUAGGAAAUGGCUUGGGCCCAAGUUUAUUUCCUGUUCGCAGUGGAUAUUAGCAAAUUCUGAAACAGGAAAUAAACAUUCUUAUUGUUUUAAAGCUGAGAGCUGGUCUAUAGAAGCAAAUCAUUCUGUGCUGAAUGUUUGGUCUAAAUCAAGAGUUUUAGUCUAUUAAAAGACAUUCAGCAGACAUCCAUUGAGCAUUUCCCUUGCAAUGAUAUAACACUGAAUGGCAUUGAUAAGCGGGAGCCUUUUUAGACAUUGAAAGACAAACCAGAAUGUGAACCUGCCUUAAAUUCCCACUGUACAAAAAUGCGUCAUUAUUUCCUCAUUAUAAACUGUAAAUAGGAAUUUCAAAGGAGAAAACGGCCUUGUGAGAUACAUCUGUGUUACCUCGUUUCUAUUUUUAUGUCAACACAUUCCCAGUGGCCUUUCUUGUGUCUAAAUUGAGACAAGACUUAUUAAAUAUUUCAGAAUAUCGUUUCAGAAUUUGUUUUUCAAGUCAGAGUGGCUGCGAUAUAAUGAUAUAUAUGUAUAUAGAGUAGGAAAUAUAUGUAUUGGCCUGUACACAAUUUCUUUAUGUUCAAUAAAAUCAUAACAAAUCA
This is a messenger RNA of Trematomus bernacchii (emerald rockcod), 3978 nucleotides long. It is a transcript of the gene lnx2b, whose product is annotated as ligand of numb-protein X 2b. NCBI's taxonomy places the organism in Eukaryota, Metazoa, Chordata, Actinopteri, Perciformes, Nototheniidae. Gene Ontology annotation, molecular function: protein binding; ubiquitin-protein transferase activity; metal ion binding. The record is from RefSeq and is a predicted model, not a curated record.